GGAUACAAGACACAACGGAUAUUCUGAAAAAAUCAAGAGCAAAGGUCACUGAUGCUAUCCGUGAAGACUCUGGCUCGUUGUAUCAACCUGGAGACGGUGAAGACGUUGAACAAGGAGAAUUUGAUAAGGACUUGGAGCCUGAAGUUACCAUGAGUUCGGCCAGAGUAACAGGAACAAAGAGAGUGAUGGCAGUGGCACUUCAGAAGCAAGACCAACCUGCAAGAAUUACUAGGCAGAGGACAAGGGAGUUGGUCUCAGCUCGUGAAGAUACAACAGACCCACAAGAUGGUUUCUCAGAGGAUGGGUUGAUGGCUGCCAAUGCUAAUACACAGGCCAACAACCAGAAUGAGUUGUCUACUGAAGGCAAGUAAUUAUAAUCUCUCUCAAUUAUUAAUAGUUUACAUAUUUGCAUUAAUGGGUCCAUGGUUUCCUUUAAUUGAUUUCCAAAUUCCAUGAUAGGUCAAUGUAAAAGAAGAAGUCAUGUAAGCAACAAUGUAGACAGAGAUUUGGAUAACAUUUCAAGAGGGUUACCCAGCAAGAUCCCAGUGCACAUUGCUGAAGAAAAACUGCGGCCAGAGGUUCCUUUGCAAGCUGCAAAACUAGCAUCAGAGGCUGGUAUUAUUUUACGGAACCAUGUCCCAAUCUUCACUCACUGGAAGCAUUAUAAGGACAAAGAUGCCAUAAGUGUUGUUAAAGACUUCAAUGAAAAAGUCAGUAGUCAAUUCACAAUUGACGCAGAUGCUGAUCCAGUGAAAGAGGCAUUUACUGAUUUGCUCAAAACAGGACAGCGGCAGAUGAGAUACAGGCUGAAGAAACAAUACUUCAAUGGCAUACCAGCAAACGAAGUUAGAACAACUUCACCGCGGACCACUAUGUCUGACAUGGAGUGGAAAAAACUCGUGGACAUGUGGUCUACCCCAAAACACAAGGAAAAAUGUUUCAAAAACAAAGAAAGCCGUGAGCUGGUUACGUACCACCAGAUGACAGGAUCUCGGAGCUAUGUUGCUCAAUGUUCCGUCGCGAAGCAUGCCAAAUUUAAGGACGCACCACUGACCGCAAUUGAUGUUUUCAAGGACACCCACUGCAGCAGCAAGUCUGGUUUUAAUUAGAACGUGCAAGAUGCCAUUGCUAAAAUGCAGGCCUUUGUUGCUCAACCAAUAGGAGAAGGCAAAGAUCCGAAGACUCCUGUUGAAGCUGUAGCUCAUGUAUUAGAGUAUAUUUGGUAGUUGUAGAUAUAUGUAUCAUAGACUGCCAUAUGUAUCCCAGGGAGUCUUGCCCCCCAAGUCAUGUACUCUUAUAUAUACCGGCCGAAGCCUCAAUGCAAUACAAUAAUCCAUCCAUUACACCAAUUCAAUCCUUCCUACAUGGUAUC
Panicum virgatum (switchgrass) is the source of this 1372-nucleotide messenger RNA. RefSeq lists its product as uncharacterized. NCBI's taxonomy places the organism in Eukaryota, Viridiplantae, Streptophyta, Magnoliopsida, Poales, Poaceae. The record is from RefSeq and is a predicted model, not a curated record. Bases 453 to 1109 code for a protein of 218 amino acids. The transcript is spliced from 6 exons.